Prunus dulcis (almond) is the source of this 2972-nucleotide messenger RNA. Its product is annotated as putative pentatricopeptide repeat-containing protein At2g02150. The record is from RefSeq and is a predicted model, not a curated record. Gene Ontology annotation, molecular function: protein binding. Bases 410 to 2239 code for a protein of 609 amino acids. The transcript is spliced from 3 exons. NCBI's taxonomy places the organism in Eukaryota, Viridiplantae, Streptophyta, Magnoliopsida, Rosales, Rosaceae.
CUCUUCGAUACCUCAAUACUCAUCUAAUUGCCUUUUUAUCAAUGUAUCAUCAUUAUCAUUAUCAUCAUCACAUAGUUCUCUUAUAGCUUGCCCUUUGGUUUGGUUCACCAGUUUUCUCUUUAUUACUCGAUUCCCGUUUGUCACCAAAUCAAAUCCCAAUUCGUUUCCCGAUAAUUUAAAUACAGAAUCCCUGAGAAUAAUUAUUCAACACGACUAUUGGGACGAUCCCAGAAUUGUGAACUUGUUUGGUUCGGCUUUGGCGCCUAUUUGGGUGUCCAAGUUUUUGGUGGAACUCAGGGGAGACCCCAAGUUGGCUUUGAAAUUGUUCAGAUGGUCGAAAACCCGAAUUGGGUUUUGCCACACUACUGAAUCUUAUUGUAUUUUGGUUCACAUACUCUUUUAUGCUAGAAUGUAUUUUGAUGCCCAUGAGAUUCUUAAAGAGCUGGUGUUGUUGAGGCGGGUGUUGCCGGGUUGUGAUGUAUUUGAUGUGUUGUGGUCAACAAGGAAUGUUUGUCGUCUGGGAUUUGGAGUGUUUGAUGCGUUGUUUAGUGUUUUGGUUGAGUUUGGAAUGCUUGAGAAAGCAAGUGAGUGUUUUUUGAGGAUGAAGAAGUUUAGAGUUUUGCCAAAAGUGCGGUCUUGUAAUGCCCUUUUGCAAAGGCUUUCAAAGCCAGGGAAGGGGAAUUUUUCAAGGAAGUUUUUUAAGGAUAUGCUUGGGGCUGGGAUUACUCCUUCGGUUUUCACUUACAAUAUAAUGAUUGGUUAUAUGUGCAAAGAAGGCGAUUUGGAUACUGCUAGUUGCUUGUUUGCACAAAUGAAAAGAAUGGGCCUUACACCUGAUAUUGUGACAUAUAAUUCUCUUAUUGAUGGAUAUGGAAAGGUUGGAACAUUAGAUAAUUCGUUUUGCAUAUUUGAAGAAAUGAAGGAUGCAGGUUGUGAGCCUGACGUAAUAACCUUCAAUUCUUUGAUUAAUUGUUGUUGUAAAUUUGAUAAAAUGCCCGAGGCCUUGAAUUUUCUCCGUGAGAUGAAUAAUAAAGGGUUGAAGCCAAAUGUCAUAACUUAUAGCACAUUAAUUGAUGCCUUCUGUAAAGAAGGGAUGAUGCAAGAGGCUGUUAAGAUUUUUAUGGACAUGAAACGAGUUGGCCUUUCACCUAAUGAGUUCACCUAUACUUCUUUGAUUGAUGCAAAUUGCAAGGCUGGCAAUUUGAGCGAAGCACUGAAGCUGAAAAAGGAGAUGUUUCAGGAAGGGAUUAGCUCGAACAUUGUAACGUAUACAGCUCUACUGGAUGGGCUAUGUCAAGAUGGGAGGAUGGAGGAUGCAGAAGAAGUCUUCAGGGAAGUACUGGAAACUGGAAUAAGUCCUAACCAGCAAAUAUUUACUGCCCUUGUUCAUGGGUAUAUUAAGGCUAAGAGGAUGGAGAAUGCUAUGGAAAUAUGGAAAGAAAUUAAGGGGAAAGGCUUUAAACCCGAUUUGUUACUUUAUGGAACCAUCAUUUGGGGCCUUUGCUCCCAAAAUAAGCUUGAAGAGUCUGAGCUUGUAUUCAGUGAAAUGAAGGGUUGUGGAUCAACUCCAAAUCAUUUCAUUUACACAACACUUAUGGAUGCUUAUUUCAAGGCUGGAAAAACCAAGGAGGCACUUAAUCUAUUGCAAGAAAUGCUGGAAAAUGGUAUUGAGUUCACUGUUGUAACAUAUUGUGCAUUAAUUGAUGGUUUGUGCAAAAAGGGAUUGCUCCAAGAGGCAAUUAAUUACUUUAGGAGGAUGCCUGACAUUGGUUUGGAACCCAAUGUUGCAGUCUUUACAGCCUUAAUUGAUGGUCACUGUAAAAAUAAUUGCAUUGAAGCAGCUAAGGAGCUGUUUAAUGAAAUGCUAGACAAGGGUAUGAUUCCAGAUAAAGCUGCUUACACCACUCUAAUUGAUGGAAAUUUGAAGCAUGGAAAUCUUCAAGAAGCUUUGAGCGUGGAAAAGAGAAUGAGAGAAAUGGGUAUGGAACUUGAUCUGUAUGCGUAUACUUCCUUGAUUUGGGGGCUUUCUCACUUUGGUCAGGUACAGCAAGCAAAAAUAUUGCUUGAUGAGAUGAUUGGGAAGGGUAUCCUUCCAGAUGAGAUUCUUUGUAUUCGUCUGCUAAGAAAGUACUAUGAGCUAGGGUAUUUGGAUGAAGCCUUUGAGUUGCAGACUGAAAUGGUAAACAGGGGUUUAAUAACUGGAACUUGUGAUUAUGCGGUUCCUAAUGCAAGAACUUGAGAGGGGGGUAAUUGCUUAUCCAUCCUAGGUUGGUUGGCAUGUCUUGAAUAUCUCAGUUGGAAACAUAGAAUGGCUUUACUUCUACUAAUUGGAAGCAUAUGAACCCAGUGACCAUUUGAACUGAGUUCUGGAUGGACGGGAUGAUUUGUUGCAAAAUGCGUGUUCGAUUCCUCUUGAUGAAAUAUGACAACUACCUGUUGAGGCAUAUUAAAGAUUCUCUGUGGUCUAAUGAGGGAAAAUCUCCUACUUACAGCACUUUUAAUGGCUGAAAUUCCUGGAUUGGAAGGUAUUGUCUGGUUAGCCAGCUUCGCUAGAAAAAAAGAUGCAUAACAAGGAAAGGAUUGACCAGACUCAGUUGAACUGGAUGAUGCUUUUGGCGAGCUAUGCUAGCAAGGGACGAGAGGCAGCGGUGAUGACAGCAAUGGUGGUGGCAACAACAAUGGCGGUGCUGCAUGGCCUCAAAGAUGAUCAGCUCUCACGUCGUGGUUGUGGCCGGCUGUGUCAACUAUGAUGGUUGCAUGAGACGUGUGAUGGUGGAGACAACAAUGACACCUGUGGUGUUAGCUACUUGAGGAUGAAUUGUAUUACGAUGAUUGUAUCCCCUCCCUAGUGGAUUUCUACAUCCUCAUCUAAUUUCUUAGACAUAAAUGUAUCAAAUCAGGGCCCAGGCAGAUUAAUGUGGCCUUUACUUUUAUCAUUUUAACCUUCCAGAUUAAUGUCUCCUCUUUGAAUA